Molecule: messenger RNA, 9876 nt
Organism: Trichobilharzia regenti
Lineage: Eukaryota; Metazoa; Platyhelminthes; Trematoda; Strigeidida; Schistosomatidae
Source: the annotation of a GenBank genome assembly
GUCAUUUUAACUUAUUUACAUCAAAAAAUAUUUUGUUUUUCCAAACUGACAUUGCCCAGAGGACGCUAAUAUGCGGAUGUUUGAUUUCGAAUCCAGGGUUUCUGUUGCUGUGUUUGGACAUUUAGUGCAGUAACAAACGUCAAACUCUGAAUAUGAGAGUUAGUGGGAAGAUACAAAUUAUUCGUAGGGACGGUACUAGUGGAGAGCCAUGUAAUUGGCAUACCGAUAAAUGUACAAUUGGCAGCAAAACAGAUAGUGACAUACGAAUUCAACACCCAUCAGUGGCUUCUAAACAUUGUGAGCUGCACUUGUUAGACAAUGGUCAAGUUAUGGCCGUCAGCAGAGUGAACGAAGAUUAUAUAAUGCUCGUGGACAAUAUCCCACUAGAAGACUCGUGUAUGUUAUCCAACAAUUCAGUGCUGACUGUUGGAGAGCGUCAGAUACGAUUCAUGUACCCGCCGGGAGUUACAAUUAACGCGAGUAUGCCUGAGCUUGUCAAGAAGACACCAAAGCAACUUGUCAAAGAUGGAGCACAAUGUACUCCUGACUCUCUACCAUUUGUUUAUCAACCCAAACGAACAGCCUCUGUAAAUCGACCAGCCACACCUGUCACUCGCUCACCCCGACCAAGAUCUGCUACUCCAAAGAGAACCCUAGGGACUAGUGAACGUUAUGGUCCCGUUCCUCCGCGUCAACCUGCUACCCCACCAAUAAUUCAAGUACUAAGACAUGAAGCAACCUCAUCACAAUCCAAAAUCCAGUCAUCAUUGCAAACUCCACUGAAUAGAUUCACAAAGCAAAGCUCGAUGGAAAAAAGUAGAUUUGAUAACUUUAGAAAUACUGGACCAUGCAAAUCAGAGAAAAAAGAUCAUUUAAAGUUUUACACUGCAUCUAAUUUUCCACCUUUAACAUCAUCCACUCCGGGUGGUAUGUGUUCAUCAACGAAUCUGAGGUCUAAUCAAGGUAUUCACAGUCUAGUUUCACCUACACCAUCUGCCAAUCAUCUCAAGUCUACAGUCGUGGAGAAAAACUUUUCACCUGGAUUGAAUAAAAUUUUACACAAACAGCUUAUCGUGAACGAAUCAUCUAACCUCUCAAAACUCGGGAGAACUGACAACCCUGGUAAUACCUCAAAUCAAAUAAAAAAUCAAUGUGAUAUUAGCAAGAUAUCACUAUGUCAUGGUCGAAAAAAUCAAUCAUAUCUAAAUGAGCCAGAAACUUUCCAUACCGCCGGAAACCCUUCAGAAUGUCUUACCGAAUCAGUUAAUUCGACUUCCUUAAGAUCCAUGAAAAGGAAACUACCUCUAAAUACAUCGAAGAGUGUCAAUGUUUUUUCAGCUGCUACAGAUUUGGAGUCUGACUAUCAUGGUAACGAGAAUGGACCUGUCAUCCAGGAUGAAAACUAUUCUAGUACAGGGAAACAAAUUGCCAUAAAACGAAAAAGAGGUGUUUCGUUUGGACCACCGCUUAGCCCCGAGCAAUUUGACAAAUCCUUACCUCCUUCCACUCCCGUUAAGCGCGGAGAGACGCCACUAACCAAAAUUAAUCAUAUCACACCUGCAAAUGCUACAUUCAAAACCAAUCCUGAUUUUUCUUCACGUCCAUUAACUCCGUUUCCUUCCAAAUCGAAAUCAACGAGGUCCCAGCUUUCCGUUUUUUCUGAAAACACAUUCAACUCCCCAUCUUAUUAUACAACCAGUAACAGAAUUUCUGCUGUUAUCUCAUUGCCUCCUACACCUGACACUAAUCUGCUAGACUCUGUUGACACAAAAUUUACAUGUUCUCCUGGAAGUUACAUUGAAAACCCUGUUUUAACUGCAACAUAUUCUGCGCCAGUCAAAAAAUCGUCUGCAUAUCAAAAAGCAUUGAGAAGACGUUCUCUUAACUUCACUGGGUCGACAGAAAAAAUCCCUUCGCUACGUGCGCCACCAACCACUCCCGUGUCUAUGGCAUUACUUUCAAGAUCUACAAGUAAAGCAAACAGUUACGUAUCCCCCUUUGAAUAUGAAAGCCUCGUGUUGACAUCACCUAGAUACCGCUCCCGUCAAAGCGAAAAUCCGUUGUUGCUAUCGCCCAACAACACGAAGCAAGACGAUGGUAGAACUCAUGUGUUACCAACACAACAAGCUAGCAACACAUCUACUAAGACGAACAAACCACGACAAUCUACCCGAUAUUCACUUCCAUUGUACAACAAACAAGAGAUCAUCUCAAACAAAACAACAAAACAGCUCACAUUAACAACCAUCAAAAAUCCAGAAAAUGCCUCUUCCCAACGACAUCCACAAGCCUCCUCCAAAAGCCAUUCCAAUGGUCAGCACACCGAAACUACAGGAACUAGUGGCCAUCCAUCGUUCGUUCUUAAUGACGACAAUAUAACCCCGAAUAAGACAUUAUCGUCGGUAUCUACAGCUGAUGUUGUUGGUCUCAGUGGUGUGAAGAAGCUGAUGAAGACUCCGAAGUCAGUGUAUACACCGCGAGUAUCUGGUGUUGGUGAUUUGUUUGUUGAGAAGUCGAGCUCGAAGCGAGGUCGUGGUCGUCCAUCGUCGGUUCCACCUGAAAUUAGUCCUGAUGAUGAGAGUGCAACACCGAGGAAGAGAUUAUCGUCGGUAUCUACAGCUGAUGUUGUUGGUCUCAGUGGUGUGAAGAAGCUGAUGAAGACUCCGAAGUCAGUGUAUACACCGCGAGUAUCUGGUGUUGGUGAUUUGUUUGUUGAGAAGUCGAGCUCGAAGCGAGGUCGUGGUCGUCCAUCGUCGGUUCCACUUGCAAUUGUUUCUGAUGAUGAGAGUGCAACACCGAGGAAGAGAUUAUCGUCGGUAUCUACAGCUGAUGUUGUUGGUCUCAGUGAUGUGAAGAAGCUGAUGAAGACUCCGAAGUCAGUGUAUACACCGCGAGUAUCUGGUGUUGGUGAUUUGUUUGUUGAGAAGUCGAGCUCGAAGCGAGGUCGUGGUCGUCCAUCGUCGGUUCCACUUGCAAUUGUUUCUGAUGAUGAGAGUGCAACACCGAGGAAGAGAUUAUCGUCGGUAUCUACAGCUGAUGUUGUUGGUCUCAGUGGUGUGAAGAAGCUGAUGAAGACUCCGAAGUCAGUGUAUACACCGCGAGUAUCUGGUGUUGGUGAUUUGUUUGUUGAGAAGUCGAGCUCGAAGCGAGGUCGUGGUCGUCCAUCGUCGAUUCCACCUGAAAUUAGUCCUGAUGAUGAGAGUGCAACACCGAGGAAGAGAUUAUCGUCGGUAUCUACAGCUGAUGUUGUUGGUCUCAGUGGUGUGAAGAAGCUGAUGAAGACUCCGAAGUCAGUGUAUACACCGCGAGUAUCUGGUGUUGGUGAUUUGUUUGUUGAGAAGUCGAGCUCGAAGCGAGGUCGUGGUCGUCCAUCGUCGAUUCCACCUGAGAUUAGUCCUGAUGAUGAGAGUGCAACACCGAGGAAGAGAUUAUCGUCGGUAUCUACAGCUGAUGUUGUUGGUCUCAGUGAUGUGAAGAAGCUGAUGAAGACUCCGAAGUCAGUGUAUACACCGCGAGUAUCUGGUGUUGGUGAUUUGUUUGUUGAGAAGUCGAGCUCGAAGCGAGGUCGUGGUCGUCCAUCGUCGAUUCCACCUGAGAUUAGUCCUGAUGAUGAGAGUGCAACACCGAGGAAGAGAUUAUCGUCGGUAUCUACAGCUGAUGUUGUUGGUCUCAGUGGUGUGAAGAAGCUGAUGAAGACUCCGAAGUCAGUGUAUACACCGCGAGUAUCUGGUGUUGGUGAUUUGUUUGUUGAGGAGUCGAGCUCGAAGCGAGGUCGUGGUCGUCCAUCGUCGGUUCCACCUGAAAUUAGUCCUGAUGAUGAGAGUGCAACACCGAGGAAGAGAUUAUCGUCGGUAUCUACAGCUGAUGUUGUUGGUCUCAGUGAUGUGAAGAAGCUGAUGAAGACUCCGAAGUCAGUGUAUACACCGCGAGUAUCUGGUGUUGGUGAUUUGUUUGUUGAGAAGUCGAGCUCGAAGCGAGGUCGUGGUCGUCCAUCGUCGAUUCCACCUGAAAUUAGUCCUGAUGAUGAGAGUGCAACACCGAGGAAGAGAUUAUCGUCGGUAUCUACAGCUGAUGUUGUUGGUCUCAGUGGUGUGAAGAAGCUGAUGAAGACUCCGAAGUCAGUGUAUACACCGCGAGUAUCUGGUGUUGGUGAUUUGUUUGUUGAGAAGUCGAGCUCGAAGCGAGGUCGUGGUCGUCCAUCGUCGGUUCCACUUGCAAUUGUUUCUGAUAAUGAGAGUGCAACACCGAGGAAGAGAUUAUCGUCGGUAUCUACAGCUGAUGUUGUUGGUCUCAGUGAUGUGAAGAAGCUGAUGAAGACUCCGAAGUCAGUGUAUACACCGCGAGUAUCUGGUGUUGGUGAUUUGUUUGUUGAGAAGUCGAGCUCGAAGCGAGGUCGUGGUCGUCCAUCGUCGGUUCCACUUGCAAUUGUUUCUGAUGAUGAGAGUGCAACACCGAGGAAGAGAUUAUCGUCGGUAUCUACAGCUGAUGUUGUUGGUCUCAGUGGUGUGAAGAAGCUGAUGAAGACUCCGAAGUCAGUGUAUACACCGCGAGUAUCUGGUGUUGGUGAUUUGUUUGUUGAGAAGUUGAGCUCGAAGCGAGGUCGUGGUCGUCCAUCGUCGAUUCCACCUGAAAUUAGUCCUGAUGAUGAGAGUGCAACACCGAGGAAGAGAUUAUCGUCGGUAUCUACAGCUGAUGUUGUUGGUCUCAGUGAUGUGAAGAAGCUGAUGAAGACUCCGAAGUCAGUGUAUACACCGCGAGUAUCUGGUGUUGGUGAUUUGUUUGUUGAGGAGUCGAGCUCGAAGCGAGGUCGUGGUCGUCCAUCGUCGGUUCCACCUGAAAUUAGUCCUGAUGAUGAGAGUGCAACACCGAGGAAGAGAUUAUCGUCGGUAUCUACAGCUGAUGUUGUUGGUCUCAGUGAUGUGAAGAAGCUGAUGAAGACUCCGAAGUCAGUGUAUACACCGCGAGUAUCUGGUGUUGGUGAUUUGUUUGUUGAGGAGUCGAGCUCGAAGCGAGGUCGUGGUCGUCCAUCGUCGGUUCCACCUGAAAUUAGUCCUGAUGAUGAGAGUGCAACACCGAGGAAGAGAUUAUCGUCGGUAUCUACAGCUGAUGUUGUUGGUCUCAGUGAUGUGAAGAAGCUGAUGAAGACUCCGAAGUCAGUGUAUACACCGCGAGUAUCUGGUGUUGGUGAUUUGUUUGUUGAGAAGUCGAGCUCGAAGCGAGGUAGUGGUCGUCCAUCGUCGAUUCCACCUGAAAUUAGUCCUGAUGAUGAGAGUGCAACACCGAGGAAGAGAUUAUCGUCGGUAUCUACAGCUGAUGUUGUUGGUCUCAGUGGUGUGAAGAAGCUGAUGAAGACUCCGAAGUCAGUGUAUACACCGCGAGUAUCUGGUGUUGGUGAUUUGUUUGUUGAGAAGUCGAGCUCGAAGCGAGGUCGUGGUCGUCCAUCGUCGAUUCCACCUGAGAUUAGUCCUGAUGAUGAGAGUGCAACACCGAGGAAGAGAUUAUCGUCGGUAUCUACAGCUGAUGUUGUUGGUCUCAGUGAUGUGAAGAAGCUGAUGAAGACUCCGAAGUCAGUGUAUACACCGCGAGUAUCUGGUGUUGGUGAUUUGUUUGUUGAGGAGUCGAGCUCGAAGCGAGGUCGUGGUCGUCCAUCGUCGGUUCCACCUGAGAUUAGUCCUGAUGAUGAGAGUGCAACACCGAGGAAGAGAUUAUCGUCGGUAUCUACAGCUGAUGUUGUUGGUCUCAGUGGUGUGAAGAAGCUGAUGAAGACUCCGAAGUCAGUGUAUACACCGCGAGUAUCUGGUGUUGGUGAUUUGUUUGUUGAGAAGUCGAGCUCGAAGCGAGGUCGUGGUCGUCCAUCGUCGGUUCCACUUGCAAUUGUUUCUGAUGAUGAGAGUGCAACACCGAGGAAGAGAUUAUCGUCGGUAUCUACAGCUGAUGUUGUUGGUCUCAGUGAUGUGAAGAAGCUGAUGAAGACUCCGAAGUCAGUGUAUACACCGCGAGUAUCUGGUGUUGGUGAUUUGUUUGUUGAGAAGUCGAGCUCGAAGCGAGGUCGUGGUCGUCCAUCGUCGGUUCCACCUGAAAUUAGUCCUGAUGAUGAGAGUGCAACACCGAGGAAGAGAUUAUCGUCGGUAUCUACAGCUGAUGUUGUUGGUCUCAGUGAUGUGAAGAAGCUGAUGAAGACUCCGAAGUCAGUGUAUACACCGCGAGUAUCUGGUGUUGGUGAUUUGUUUGUUGAGAAGUUGAGCUCGAAGCGAGGUCGUGGUCGUCCAUCGUCGAUUCCACCUGAAAUUAGUCCUGAUGAUGAGAGUGCAACACCGAGGAAGAGAUUAUCGUCGGUAUCUACAGCUGAUGUUGUUGGUCUCAGUGAUGUGAAGAAGCUGAUGAAGACUCCGAAGUCAGUGUAUACACCGCGAGUAUCUGGUGUUGGUGAUUUGUUUGUUGAGAAGUCGAGCUCGAAGCGAGGUCGUGGUCGUCCAUCGUCGAUUCCACCUGAGAUUAGUCCUGAUGAUGAGAGUGCAACACCGAGGAAGAGAUUAUCGUCGGUAUCUACAGCUGAUGUUGUUGGUCUCAGUGGUGUGAAGAAGCUGAUGAAGACUCCGAAGUCAGUGUAUACACCGCGAGUAUCUGGUGUUGGUGAUUUGUUUGUUGAGAAGUCGAGCUCGAAGCGAGGUCGUGGUCGUCCAUCGUCGAUUCCACCUGAGAUUAGUCCUGAUGAUGAGAGUGCAACACCGAGGAAGAGAUUAUCGUCGGUAUCUACAGCUGAUGUUGUUGGUCUCAGUGAUGUGAAGAAGCUGAUGAAGACUCCGAAGUCAGUGUAUACACCGCGAGUAUCUGGUGUUGGUGAUUUGUUUGUUGAGAAGUCGAGCUCGAAGCGAGGUCGUGGUCGUCCAUCGUCGAUUCCACCUGAGAUUAGUCCUGAUGAUGAGAGUGCAACACCGAGGAAGAGAUUAUCGUCGGUAUCUACAGCUGAUGUUGUUGGUCUCAGUGGUGUGAAGAAGCUGAUGAAGACUCCGAAGUCAGUGUAUACACCGCGAGUAUCUGGUGUUGGUGAUUUGUUUGUUGAGAAGUCGAGCUCGAAGCGAGGUCGUGGUCGUCCAUCGUCGGUUCCACCUGAAAUUAGUCCUGAUGAUGAGAGUGCAACACCGAGGAAGAGAUUAUCGUCGGUAUCUACAGCUGAUGUUGUUGGUCUCAGUGAUGUGAAGAAGCUGAUGAAGACUCCGAAGUCAGUGUAUACACCGCGAGUAUCUGGUGUUGGUGAUUUGUUUGUUGAGAAGUCGAGCUCGAAGCGAGGUCGUGGUCGUCCAUCGUCGGUUCCACUUGCAAUUGUUUCUGAUAAUGAGAGUGCAACACCGAGGAAGAGAUUAUCGUCGGUAUCUACAGCUGAUGUUGUUGGUCUCAGUGAUGUGAAGAAGCUGAUGAAGACUCCGAAGUCAGUGUAUACACCGCGAGUAUCUGGUGUUGGUGAUUUGUUUGUUGAGAAGUCGAGCUCGAAGCGAGGUCGUGGUCGUCCAUCGUCGGUUCCACUUGCAAUUGUUUCUGAUGAUGAGAGUGCAACACCGAGGAAGAGAUUAUCGUCGGUAUCUACAGCUGAUGUUGUUGGUCUCAGUGGUGUGAAGAAGCUGAUGAAGACUCCGAAGUCAGUGUAUACACCGCGAGUAUCUGGUGUUGGUGAUUUGUUUGUUGAGAAGUCGAGCUCGAAGCGAGGUCGUGGUCGUCCAUCGUCGGUUCCACCUGAGAUUAGUCCUGAUGAUGAGAGUGCAACACCGAGGAAGAGAUUAUCGUCGGUAUCUACAGGUGAUGUUGGAAACGUAACGCGGAAAAGUGACGCGAUGUCUAAGGCUUUCGGCGGAAAGCGGAAACCGGAGACUAACAGUGCAGUUGUGGUCAAUGUAGGUGAGAAGGCACCUAAUGAAAGAACUGAGUCGCCAGCUGAACGUGUUACGAGAAAGCGAAAUGUGGAGGCUAACAACGAAGUGAGGGUCAAUGAAGGACGGAGGAUACCUACUGAUAGAACUGAGUCCCCAGCUAAACGUGUUACGAGAAGGCUGAAAUUGGAGACUGACAGCGAAAUGAGGAGGAAUGAAGGACAGAAGAUGCCUACUGAUAGAGCUGAGUCGCCAGCUAAACGUGUUACGAGAAGGCGGAAAGUGGAGACUAACAGUGCAGUUGUAGUCUCUGAAGGUGAGAAAACACUUACUGAAAGAACUGAGUCUCCAGCUAAACGUGUUACGAGAAAGCGAAAUGUGGAGGCUAACAACGAAGUGAGGUUCAAUGAAGGAGAGAAGAUACCUACUGAUACAACUGAGUCACCGGCUAAACGUGUUACGAGAAAGCGAAAUGUGGAGGCUAACAACGAAGUGAGGGUCAAUGAAGGACAGAAGAUACCUACUGAUACAACUGAGUCACCAGCUAAACGUGUUACGAGAAGGCGGAAAGUGGAGACUAACAGUGCAGUUGUAGUCUCUGAAGGUGAGAAAACACCUACUGAAAGAACUGAGUCGCCAGCUAAACGUGUUACGAGAAAGCGAAAUGUGGAGGCUAACAACGAAGUGAGGUUCAAUGAAGGAGAGAAGAUACCUACUGAUACAACUGAGUCGCCAGCUAAACGUGUUACGAGAAGGCGGAAAGUGGAGACUAACAGCGAAAUGAGGGUCAAUGAAGGACAGAAGAUGCCUACUGAUAGAACUGAGUCGCCAGCUAAACGUGUUACGAGAAGGCGAAAUGUGGAGACUAACAACGAAGUGAGGGUCAAUGAAGGACGGAAGAUACCUACUGAUACAACUGUGUCACCAGCUAAACGUGUUACGAGAAAGCGAAAUGUGGAGACUAACAACGAAGUGAGGGUCAAUGAAGGACGGAAGAUACCUACUGAUACAACUGAGUCACCAGCUAAACGUGUUACGAGAAGGCGGAAAGUGGAGACUAACAGUGCAGUUGUAGUCUCUGAAGGUGAGAAAACACCUACUGAAAGAACUGAGUCGCCAGCUAAACGUGUUACGAGAAAGCGAAAUGUGGAGGCUAACAACGAAGUGAGGUUCAAUGAAGGAGAGAAGAUACCUACUGAUACAACUGAGUCACCGGCUAAACGUGUUACGAGAAAGCGAAAUGUGGAGGCUAACAACGAAGUGAGGUUCAAUGAAGGAGAGAAGAUACCUACUGAUACAACUGAGUCACCAGCUAAACGUAUUACGAGAAAGCGAAAAGUGGAGACUAACAGUGCAGUUGCAGUAAAUAAGAAACAGAGAAAGCUUCCUGAUACAGCAAAAUCUCCAACUGCAGUCCGUAUAACUCGAUCAAGGUCAUGAUAAAUAUCUUCUAGAAAGAGGCGUUUAUUUGGUUUAAUUUCUAUGUAUGUAUACUUUAGGAAAAAUAGCUAUUUAUCUUGCGUGGUUUUUCGCCUUAUCAAAUAAUUCAGUGCUAGUAUAAUAACUACGGAUACGGUGUUCUCCCUAACCAUCUUUUGUCAUCCAUUGCUUUAUAUAAUCCUGAUUACCAUGAUGCAGUUUAUUCCUUAUUAUUUUUCCUUUAUUUUCUUAUUAUAUACAUAUGAUGUUAGUAAUAUUGAUAUAUAUAUGUAUAGUCCCAAUAUUUUAUUCAAUUUUUCAAAUGUAAUAUUUUACCUGUUUUUGUUACAUAUGCAUACAUGUAUAUUAUUUACUGUUACGUAGUAGUUCUUGCGAUAAAUCCUUGUUCUAGACCAAAAAAAAAUGUUAUCUAGGUAGGUGCUUUCUGCCAAGUUACGCCAUAUCCAGCGUAGACGUGAUAUCCUGCGGUCUAUCGAACAAAGGGUGUGUGUACUGCUCACCACCAACCAGUAUACUCUGUCCAACCUUAUGGUUGUGAGACCUGGCCAUUGAAAGUAGAGAACAUGCAAAG